AUGGCAUCCUUCGUCUUUAUAAUCCUCAUUCUUGCCAUCAUACUCCAGUGUAUUCUCGCACUCCCCCCUCCGCUCAAUGUGCCUCUGCCCAAGGAAUUCGCUCAGUACACCGUCUUAGAGCAGCGAGAUACCAUUCCGGAUCCAUGGAUCGAUGAAGGAUCCGCACCGUCCGACCAAGUCAUUUCCCUCGGCAUCGGCUUCAAGCUGCAGAACCUUCAAGAGUUUGAACGCCGGUUCACGGAGAUUAGCACGCCUGACCACCAGAACUACCAGAAACACAUGACCGCCGAUCAGGUCCACGCGAUGCUCAAUCCCGCAGAAGACACAGUUAAGCUUGUUCUCAGCUGGCUCAAAGCCUUUGGCAUCGAGGGAACUCACGACCACCAGUGGAUCAAGGUGGAGCUGGCGGUGGCACAAGCCAAUACACUCCUCCAGGCACAGUACAAGAUCUAUCGCGACCGUAACACCGGCAAAUCCAUCACCCGCACUCAGUCGUACAGCAUCCCAAGCUCCCUUCUUGACAUUGUCGAUUUUGUGACGCCGGCAACGUCCUUUGAGAAGGAUCUAAGACCUUCCAAACCCUCCACGGCCCUAAAACUAGCCAAAAGACAAACCGCACCUGUCUGCGCAAAUCAAGUAACCCCAAGUUGCAUCUUUGAUCUCUACGGUAUUCCGAGGAACAGGUCUACGCAAGCGGACAACAGCAUUGCUGUUUCUGGUUUCUUAGGAGAGAAUGCGAACAAGGCAGAUCUAGCGCGGUUCUUGCGUGAUCUCCGUCCAGACUUGAAUCCGGCUCCUACCUUUGCAGAGGUCUUUAUCGAUGGUGGCGUGAAUCCCCAAGACCCUGCCCUGGCUGGAUUAGAAGCUAACCUGGACAUUCAGUAUACAGUCGGGAUCGCGAGCGGGGGACGAAACGACAUGACCGGCUUCCUCGAUGUUGCGAACUUUCUGCUCCACCAGCCUGUAGUCCCCACCGUUCUCAGCAUAGGCUAUAAAAUUGAUGAGCGUGUGGUAUCUCAGAGAGUUGCAAAUAAUUUGUGCAACGUGUACAUGCAGCUUGGAGCCAGGGGAACCAGCGUUAUUCACUCUUCUGGAGACGGUGGAGUGGCCGGAGUAAACGUCGAUACCUAUUGUGGUAACACGUUCGUACCAACAUUCCCAUCGACCUGUCCCUUCGUGACCAGUGUCGGAGCAACGACAGGCAUCCAGCCGGAAGUGGGUGCAGGGUUGUCUGCUGGAGGGUUCUCGAACUACUUCAACAGACCCCAGUAUCAAGCCGGUGCCGUGAACAGCUAUAUUAACCGAUUGGGUAGCCAGUACAACGGUCGCUACAACGCAAACGGCCGUGCAUACCCAGAUGUCGCCGCCCAGGGCAUGGUCGUCACGAUAGCCCUUGGAGGCCAGUGGGGACUGGUCGAAGGUACAUCCGCCAGCGUCUCCAUCUUUGCUUCAGUCAUCGCCCUCCUCAAUGACCAGCUGAUACGCGCAGGAAGGGCGCCGAUGGGAUUCUUGAAUCCUUUUCUCUAUAGCAAUCCUGGAGCAUUGAACGACAUUGUCCAUGGCAACAAUCCAGGGUGCAACACAAACGGGUUCUCUGCAGUCAGCGGCUGGGAUCCUGUCACGGGCCUGGGCACACCCAACUUUCAAAGAAUGCUUACGGCCCUCGGAUUCUGAUGCGAUAUUUUGUGUAGCGAUUCUUGUCACCUAUGUUGUUGUCUCAGCGUAGUCGAAUAAUAAAUAACCCGAAG
Molecule: messenger RNA, 1748 nt
Organism: Gamsiella multidivaricata
Lineage: Eukaryota; Fungi; Mortierellomycota; Mortierellomycetes; Mortierellales; Mortierellaceae
Product: subtilisin-like protein
Exons: 2
Coding region: 1-1674 (557 amino acids)
Biological process (GO): proteolysis
Molecular function (GO): tripeptidyl-peptidase activity; serine-type endopeptidase activity
Source: RefSeq, a predicted model, not a curated record